Molecule: messenger RNA, 879 nt
Organism: Alnus glutinosa
Lineage: Eukaryota; Viridiplantae; Streptophyta; Magnoliopsida; Fagales; Betulaceae
Exons: 1
Coding region: 1-879 (292 amino acids)
Source: RefSeq, a predicted model, not a curated record
AUGCACCCAGAUCACGCCCUUUUUCUCCGAGUGCCAUCAUUGACAAAUAGUUGUGAUGUGUGCCACCAAGAUUGCAGGAGAUCCUUCUUCUACCGUUGUUCCACCUGCGAUUUUGACAUCGAUAUCAAAUGUGUUUCUCGUUGGCGAAUUAGUGCUGACGACUGCCAUCAACACGGACUCUUUCCCACGCGGAGGCAGAUCCAGUUCACUUGCGAAGCCUGUGCGGAGGAAAGCAAGGGUAUCGCAUACCAAUGCAGCGUUUGCCGAGUCUUGAUUCAUUGGAAAUGUGCUCUAUUUCCACACACCAUCAAAACUACGACACACGAUCACUCCCUCACUCGCACCUAUUCUCUUCGUCAAGUAAAGCAACAAGACAACGUAUUUUGCAAACUCUGUCAUAAAAAGGUGAAUACGGAGUAUGCUGCUUAUUAUUGUCGUAAAUGUGAUUACAUUGCUCACUUGAAUUGUGCAUAUUGGUUCAAAGACUCUAGUUCGACGAUUGAGUCAAUGGCUAAUAAUUCUGUUGACUCUGCAAUUGGUUUGAUUCAUUUGGUAGAGGGGAUCAAUCUAGAAGAGGAUGAAAGAGCUGGCCCCCGGGAGAUCAAACAUUUCAAUCAUCCACAACAUGACUUAAUCCUUACCGAUGAAAAUCUCAUGAAGGACAAACGUUGCGAGGCGUGUAUGCAAUUUAUAAUUUUUGUCCCGUUUUAUGGUUGUGUGCAACGCAACUACUUUCUUCAUAAUAGGUGUGCUAAAGUACUACCCUCAACGAUUAAGCGAGGGCUAUUUCAAGAACAUCGACUCACCCUCAAUGCAUCUAGAUGGUUCAUGUGUAGUGCUUGUAGAUAUAUUUCGCCAUGGCUUCACCUACAAAUGUGA